AUGUCUUCAGCACCUAAUCUGCGCAGAAACGGCAAGCGUCCUUCGUGUGAACCGUGUAGGAUUGGGAAAUUGGCUUGUGGGCAUGAACAGCCAUAUUGCGGAAGAUGUGUGAAGAGGGGAUUAGAGGGAAGGUGUUGGUAUCAUCCCGCGCCUAUGAGUCGCGGGAGGGUAGAUGGGGAGAGAGGAAGAACUGAGGAAGGCGGGGAAGAAAGUGGAGAUGGGGGAAACGUCAAACGCAGGCGAGUUGGAGAGCGAGUUAAGGAGAGAGGUGAGAGUGGAGAGGAGCGCGUUGAUGGAAAUGGAGAAAGGGAAAGAGGGGGGUUGGAUAGUUUGGCCUAUGCUGCGGUCAUGAGAGAUGUAGAGAGAGAAGAAUGCGGCGGGGAGAGCAUAGAAGCUCCCUCGACAAAUCCAAGUCACUCCCACAACAUCUACAAGUCAACCACUCCCCAGAACAAUUCUCUUGGUAUACUCACAACCGAGGUGGCCCCUCAAGUCACAAAACCCACAAACAAUGUCUACCUUUCUUCACGCGGAUGUAGGUCGGCAACCCCAAAUCGUCAAUCACAUAAAUCUUCGUUUCCAAACUCUAUGAAUUCAAUGCCUGGAAAACCAUCGAUGCAAAAUAAUUGGAACGGGGCUAGUUACAAGAGGAGUAGGCGGUUCUGGGGGCCCACAAGUUUUGGGGCUGUCUUUAGGAAUGGUGAUGGGAAUGGAGAAGGGAAGGAAUUGGACGCGGAAAGAGGGAGUGAAGAAAGCGAUCAGAGUGGGAUGAGUAGGGAUACGUUAGUAGGUGGAAUAGAAGGAAUGCUGGAUAUUGGAGAGGAUGGAAGGAAAAAUCCUAGUUCGUGGCCUUUUGGUCCGCCGCUUCUAGGAAGGAAUAGACCGACGUCUUACACAAUUCGUUGUGAAAUGAUCACCAAAGCACUUUGGAACAUACCGUCACUUUCGAGCUGUAAUAAACUCCUAGAGCGGUAUCACGAUCUUCUCGAAUUCUCAGUCCUGCCCGAAUUCAUGAUCAAGUAUUUAAUUUCGAGUAUCUAUGAUACAUUUGGCUCAAUCCUAGCUGAACCUCGUAGCAAGGAGAAGUUUGUACCCUUCGUCGAAACAUUGCUCAGAAAUGAAGAAACACCGCUACCCUCAUCCCCGGACGAUGGUAUCGCAUGGCUCGAUACCUUUUGUGGGCCCAAAGUUCGAUUUGAAUCUAUGGGGCUUUUGUUCUGCUUCAUAGGAAGAGCAUAUCAGAGUCUGGUGGAUGGGAAUCCAUUGUUUCUAGAAGAGGAAAAUCAUGGAAGGAAUAGAAGACAAACAAGUUGGAGAAUGAACGAGUGUGCGGAUGUUAUGGGGAAAAUGUGUGAUUGCACGGAUACGGUAAAUGAGAUUGUGGUUGCAUUUCGGGUGUCUAUUUAUGUGUUGGAGAGUGCAGUGGUGGGGGAUGAGAGUUACAGUAAUCUCAACCGACAUGGAAGUAUGGUAACAUCAGCGUGUGCUAUUGGACUCCACCGUCUCCCCCAUAUCCCUCCACACCUCCUAACUACAGCCGCCGAAUACAAGCGUCGAUUAUUCGCUACAGUUUACUACAUGGACAAAUGUUCCUCGGCUCUCAACGGCACACCGCCUGGUAUUUCUCGCCUCUAUUGCCGUCUCCAAAUGCCUUCCGAUCUUUCGGAAACAGAACUUUUCCUUCCCCGUGCCCAAAUGCAACAAGCAAUAGCUGCAUGCGAUGAGCAAGGAUGGAAUCGGAAAGGUGAAAUUUAUUGUAGUACUUGCUAUAGAGCUCAAUUACAACUCUACAUGAUCAAAGAAGAGAUAUUAGAGGGAGCUCUAGGUGUGGAUGUGGAGGUUAGUCGUGAACGCAUAGAUUCUCUUCUUUCUCGUAAUGCCUCCCUAUCUCUGAAUCGACCACCGCAGUUUCAAUUUAAUCCAAGAUCGACAGGGAGAUUACUAUUUGUACAAUUAAUCAUGUCAUUUGAGGCGCUGCAAAACACUUUUUUAUUACAUAGACUUGCAGUAGCAAAUCACCUAGAAGGGAAUUAUUUCCAGGGGGUACUAGAUACAGCAAUGGAAAUGUUGGAAAAGGUCAUUAUGAUGUGGGAGAAGAGGGAUGUGUUGGUUGGAUUUGAAUUUUGUUUCGAUUGGUUUAUUACGAGCUAUGGAAUCCCAGCGGCAGGUGUAAUCUGUGUGGAGUUGCUAAAAAGAAUGAGUGGAAAUUCCACCUCUGCUUCUGGCUCUGAAACAAGGAAGAUGGGAACUCAAGAGAAGACAAUGGCGAGGUUUUCCAAAAGUGUAGCGAUUCAGAAAUUGACACUCUUUGGCGCGUUUCUGGAUUGGGUGAGAGAUACGGAUGGGAAUUAUGCAUUGUUGAGAAGGGUGAGGGGGGUGGUAGGACGCGUUUUGAAGUGGGUUCUUGAUGGGGGAGAUUUUGAUAGGGAAAUGGAAAGGGAGAAGGAGAAAAGCAACUCUAGCCAAGAAGAUCUUUCCAAGAUGGCUCAAAAAACAAUUGAUCCAACACAAGUUCAGACUCAAGAAUUUACAAAUAACAUAGGGAUUGAAAAUGGAACAAGAGCUGAGGGAUCACAAGUAUGGGACAACGCAGGUGUUGAUUUCAUACCGCAGCCUGCGCACAUCGGGCAGACGGUUUUUGGUGAUGAGUUUACGGCAAAUUUAGAUUUCAAUACGGGAUUAGAAUCACUGGAAGGGAUAGGCAUGGAAGAGAUGUGGGGACAAGUUGAUUGGUUGAAUGCGGGGGAUUGGAUUGGGGGUGUUGGAAUGGGGGGUACGGGUAAUGGGAACGCGGGCUUUGGGUUUGGAUUUUAG
Messenger RNA from Botrytis byssoidea, 2814 nucleotides. RefSeq lists its product as uncharacterized. The record is from RefSeq and is a predicted model, not a curated record. NCBI's taxonomy places the organism in Eukaryota, Fungi, Ascomycota, Leotiomycetes, Helotiales, Sclerotiniaceae. Gene Ontology annotation, biological process: DNA-templated transcription; regulation of DNA-templated transcription. The transcript has 3 exons. The coding region runs from base 1 to 2814 and encodes 937 amino acids. Gene Ontology annotation, cellular component: nucleus. Gene Ontology annotation, molecular function: DNA-binding transcription factor activity, RNA polymerase II-specific; DNA binding; zinc ion binding.